Messenger RNA from Kwoniella shivajii, 2895 nucleotides. RefSeq lists its product as uncharacterized. The record is from RefSeq and is a predicted model, not a curated record. The coding region runs from base 1 to 2895 and encodes 964 amino acids. The transcript has 17 exons. Lineage: Eukaryota; Fungi; Basidiomycota; Tremellomycetes; Tremellales; Cryptococcaceae.
AUGGCCUCUAACCCUGCUUUUGUCCAAUUGGUGGACAUGGGUGUACCAGGAGGUAGAGCAAAAGCAGCCCUGAAAAGGACCAAAGGGGAUGUGAUGUCUGCUGCAGAACGAGUUUUCGCUGGAGAAUUUGAUGACAUACCUUCUGACGACGAAUGCGAAGACGACAUCUCUAUGAGUAUAGAGAUACAGACACCCAAAGGAGCUGAAGCGAAACAAAACGAUUUUGGUAAAGGGAAAGAGGUUACUGUUGUUGAGCAAAGUGAUGACGGUAUGGAUGUUGAUGGUCAGGGACGAAAUGAAGAAAGUGAGAGUGAUGGAGAAGAUGGGUUUGCUGGUGGAUUUGAAGAUGACGGGGAGAUACCGGAAGAUAAGCUCCUCUCUGACCCAUAUGCAGGAAUAUUCUUCUCUAAAGACAGAGUAGAGAAGGUUGUUGAGCCUGUGGGAAGGGAGGAAUCCCAUCGGUUGAUAUCAGAAGACGGUGAUCAGAUAAAAGUGAAGAUACUGGGUAGAGGGCAAUGGAUGUCUGGCUGUCCAGAAGGAAACGAGCAAAGCUUCCUUUUCCAGCUUUAUUCUAUGUUGUCCGAAGGAAGUCUGCUUUGUUCUGGAGGAUGUGGACAUACAUACGAAAGAAAGCAAGGGGAUUUCUUCCUGCAAUUCCCUGAGUUCUCCCAAUAUACCGCCUACCUGCGUAACAAAGUGCAAUUACUAUGUCCUAAAUGCCAAUAUGUCACAUGUCUUGCGUGUGGAGAGAAGGUUGAUCAACAUAGUACACCCAAUGGACGAGACACUCUUGCCUAUAUCAAUAAGAAGGGAAAGCAGGCAGAAGCAUCAACCGAUGAAGCAUUGCUCCAUUGUCCUAAUCUGCAGGGCGUUCUUCUUGGAGUCGGAUUAAAUAUAAUUGAACAGGCGUUCUCACUGGGUAACAGCAAUUCUACUGCUUCCCAUAGUACCUCUAAUUCUCCAAGUGGCAAAUCGCCACCUACGAAAAAGCAGAAAACGGGUAUACUGUCAAGUAUCAAAAAUAAACUUGUUGCAACAGCGAAUGAUAAUGAAGACGAAAAUGACGAUAGUGAAGACGUGGAUUCUGAUCUGGCCGAUUACACAUAUAGUCUGGGAGUGUCGAGUAGAGGAAAAGGUGCUUUAAAAGGGACUGGAUAUGGUGGCAUGGGGAAUGAAGAUAGGAGUGGCCAGAUAAGAGCGGAAGAAACCCAGGUAGCCGCCGAUGCCAAAAUGACUCUCCUUCUUUCUCAAGUACGAGUAUUUCUACCUGAUCUGAACAGACCAGGUGGACCUCGAACUUCUGAUCAUCUUGUCCAUCCCACCGCAUUAGCCCAUCUUAGGAGAAGAAGUGCUUUUGUCAACGAUCUAUUGAGGAAUGACUCAUUGCUGGAUAUGUCCAAAAGAGGGGACUUAUAUAUUUCUCUCUUCGAUUGGAUGGAGAUUGUGUCGAAUCAUGAAGCUUUGGCAAGUAUGUUGGCUAUGCCUCAGAUGCGAUCCAUUUCAAGUAUUCCCAUGACAGACGACCCGGAAUCAGUCUUAACCACUUACGAAGGGUCGCCUUCCCCUCGAGAGUUAUUGGAAAAUUGUGUUAUACAAGCUCAAGCUGCCUUGAAGGGGCUUCAAGCUUCAGAAGAACUCUCGAAAGUCAAAGAUCAAGAAGUCUUGACGGAGGAAGAUUUGAGAAUGAGCACUGCCGAGCUAGCAAGAAGAGCCAGAGAAAAACAUGAAAAAUGGAAUAAAGACGCCAAUCAUCAACUGAGCAUUUUUUGUGAACGGAUUGUUACUUCCGCGCAGAUCAUCGAUAGAUCACUAAUCGAAAGUAAAGGUAGACCAUUUGUGGAUCGUAUGAGAGAAUCAUUACCGAGAUUACUUGGAAUGGGUGACAAAGUAGGAGAGCAUCUAGUAGAAGGAUCAACGGAUGAAGGCACUAUCAAAAUUUAUGAGGAAUGGGCAGGGCAAGCAAGAUUCCAGUAUUGUGAUCUCACUGAUUCAACGUCUUCAUCAAGUGGAAAACAAGUGUACAAGCAUGCUUUCAAUGGGUCAAUUCAGUCUCUAGAAGGAAUGAAUAUGCCCAAGCGUUCAUUGGCAAUAGCUAAAGAAUUAGCUAUUCUCACCACUUCACUUCCCGUAGCAUGGCAUUCGACGAUCUUCUUACGAGUGGACGAGACCCGAGUGGAUAUACUGAAGGCAAUGAUCAUUGGACCUGAAGGUACCCCUUACGAAAAUGGUUGUUUUAUUUUCGAUAUAUUUCUACCGCUGGACUAUAAUCAAAGAUGUCCGAGCGUCAAAUCUAUGACUACCAAUGGUGGAUUGUAUAGAUUGAAUCCCAAUUUGUAUGCCGAUGGCAAAGUAUGCCUAAGUCUGCUAGGCACUUGGUCAGGUCCAGGAUGGAUAGCGGGUCAAUCUACUUUACUUCAAGUGCUAAUAUCUAUACAAAGCCUGAUCCUCUGUGAAGAACCAUAUGUAAACGAGCCUGGAUGGGCGAAUGACGCUGGGUCGGCAGCUAGUAAAGCCUACUCUGCUAAUGUCAGGAGGAUGGUGUUGAUUGAUGCCAUGGCCAAUAACAUAAGGAAUCCACCUUUUCCAUUUGAAAAUGAGAUCAAAACACAUUUCCGGUUGAAAGUCCGAUCCAUCAAGCAGCAGAUUGAAAAAUGGAAGAAAUUGGACGACGCCAAAUCUACUAUAGGAGAUAGUUUCGAGCAUGGUGAUAAAACGAACGACAAAGGUAAAGACACUUUUGAUUCUGCUGCAGGACGUCUUGUGAAGCUAUUGGAGGAGCUUGAAUGCGGAGAUAACGGUACAAAUCCCUUGAACGAAGAAGAAAUGAAAAAAGACAAGGACAAGUUAAUGAAAAAAGGAGGAAGACUUGGAAAAGCAUUUGGUUUAAACAGGUGA